GAGAAAUUCAUUGAUGGAGAUAAACAUGGCCAGUUCGAGUAAAGCGACUUUAAUCUUGCUCAUCUACGGAAUCUUAAUGCACUACAGCGUCUUCUGCACACCUAUCGGACUAAGUUACCCUAAGAUUAGACUUGAAAACGACGCCUUCGAUGAGGAUGGGAAUUCAUUAUCCGACAUGGGUUUUGAUAGCGAUCAGAUUGCUAUACGGAGCCCACCAUCCCUAAACGACGACGCGUACACUCUAUACUACCCACCAGAGAAGAGACCAGAAAGGCAUGCUGAGGAAGAAUUAGAUAGAGCCUUGAGGGAGAUCCUGGGUCAGUUAACAGCGAGACAUUAUCUGCAUUCUCUGAUGACAAUUCGUGCAGGUGAUGACAACAGUAUGGAGGACGAGUCAGAGCCCUUAUCCAAAAGACAUUCAGAUGGCAUCUUCACCGACAGCUACAGUCGCUAUAGAAAGCAGAUGGCCGUGCAGAAAUACCUGGCAGCCGUUCUGGGAAGAAGGUACAGACAGAGAGUUAGGAACAAAGGACGCCGACUUGCCUAUUUGUAGCGUUGUUAAAGCGCCCAAACUGCCCUCCUGUGUAUAUACAUCCAGUCGUUAAAUCAAAGUCAUUCAGAUAUAUCUGACCAACCAGUGGAUUGCGCCUGUGUUCUUUCAACAUGUAUUUAUGUAUGAAGUAAAGCCAUUAAAAUGAAUAUUUUAAUAAUAAUAUCGUUUUUUUUCUUUUUGUACAAAAGCACUUGAUACCGCACAGUUAUACUUUGUGGACCAAUAUUUUAUUUUCAUGUUUAAGAUGUUGAAAAGUUAAAAAAAACAACAAAAAAAACAAAAUGACUUACAAAAAAGAAGAAGAAAGAAAUCAGAAAAAAAAAGCUAAUUGUGCACCUUCAACGUUAUGCGCUUGAAAUCUUUAAAGGUCAUCUACAUAUGCAGAAAAUAAAUAGAUUUUAAAAAGACAAUCAAAGUAUUGAAUGUUAUACUUAUUUUUGUAACCAACGUUCUAUUUUUUUAGUGUUGUUUGUUUUCCAAAACAGGCCCAAAGAAGCAGUGAGCAUGCUCUGUGAGGCAUAUCAGGCAUAUCCUAAAUGAUAGAUGUUGCCCUUGUACACCCUUCUCCUCGCUCUCCUUAAUGGGAGCUCUGUGGGUUUGUAUAGCUUGCUGCCCCUCCAGGGCAAUUCAGAUGGCUUCUGCCUCUCAUUUGACGGAUAACUGAUUGGCUGACACAGUCAAUCAUGUGUAAAACUGGUGGUAAAAAUCCAAACCCUUGUUUAAGACAUAAAUUUAAUCGCAGGCUUUUACAAGGGCGUUAUUGCCUUGACUAAAGAUAAAGGGAAGCACUCUGAAAAGUAUGCGGCGAACACUGCUUGCUCACUUGCCUCAAAGUCAUUUCCUGCAGGAGAUAAAUCAUGCUCCAUAGGACUGUGUAAAGAAUGUUCCAUAUGUGUGUAUCAUGUACAGUAUAGAAAUCACACAGUGCACAUAUUCAUCUCAAUGUUGUCUGUGUUCAGUCAACAGAAAUAUUUGGAGGAAUGUGCUUCAACUGUUGAUUGUAUUUGGGCAGCACUACAAAAUAUUCAGACAAAGGACCCAGAACAUGUAAGAUGCAGGAAAUGAAGCAUUUUUUGGACAACAAGUGGAGAGGAAAGGUAGCAUAUGAGUUACAGUUAAGAAUAUUUAUCUUAUUUCUUAUUUAUUGGUGCAUGUGGAAAUGGACACCUUUGCUAAUUUCGCUUAGAAACUGCAUGCCAUCGUGCUUUUUUUGGAUUGUGCUAUUUGGGAGGUGGGCUGUGUAAGCCUAUUUCAGCACCACUUGUCCCUCAGAUGUGUUGGGAAUGUGAACAAGGAGGGCUAGAGGUGGUGGAAACUGGUACUGCACUGACUUGUUGAAUCUUAACCUCCCCUGCUGCUGUCAUUGUGGAUAUCAUAAGACAAGACACUGGACCCCCUUUUUGCUGAUUGCCUUGUGUCCUGGUAGCGUUUUUUUAGAAAUUAGUUUGCUUCUAGAUCACUGUGCUAAAUAGUUGAUUUGACAGUGCUGUGAUUCUUCGUUAAGACAAGCCGAUCUGUGUUAGAUGUCCUCUUGGGGUAUGUGAAGUGAGGGUGUGAUAAAGAGCUGACGAGAGUGUUAGGGUGAGAUAGAGAGAGGUAUGAAUGGAGAGGACGAGAGAGCAGGAGACAGAAAAAAAGAGAUCAUGUGUGUGUGAGAAAGAAAGCAAAUUUGGCUGUUACGUAAGAGACAGGUUACAGCACCCACCCACAAGCCUAAGAGAGGCUGUCGCACCUGGAUACAGAAACAAACAAGAGGCGCCGCCACUUCUCCUCAACUUCCAAAGGGAGAUCAGGGUCAAUGAGUCAGAUAGAAAAUAUCAGAUGUUGAAUUCCCUUCACUUUGGUAACAGCAAACGGAUUAACAGCAUGUGAGCGAAGCUGGACGAGGCCACUCUCAGUUUCCUUCUUAGACCCUCUAGCAGAGGGGUCUUCCCACUGACUUUUAUUAGGAAGAUAUCAUAUGUAUUUUAUUCAAUAUUAUGCAAAUGCAGCUUUAUGCACCCCUGUAAUCUAAUCAGUGGCCUGCGCCCUCCUCCUCCCCUCCACAUAGAAAUUCUCAAUACACUCUUCAAUUUGGUUUUAUCCUACAGGCUUUGUGUGAAUGUGUGCACGGAUGUAGACGGAUGUUUGCGUAUCAGUGCGCAUCUCCGUUCAUGCACAGAAGUGUGUGUGUGCAGUUGAUGUUUGUUUGCGCGUGUGUGUUUGUGUGUGUGUGUGUGUGUGAGCGCGCAUGCAGAGGUGGAAUCAGCUUUUGGCUUUGGUGCCUUGCUUUGACGUGAGAAAAAAUAAAAAAUAAAAACAAAAAAUAAAAAAUGAAAAAAUUCGCCACAAGUGACAGAUGGCAAUUUUAGUGGCCCUACAAUGCUGCAGUCCAUUAGCUUACACUGAAACUUCCUUUUACUCUGUUUAAUCGCUCGGCUUAGUCUGCCCAAGAGUAGUAGAAUUAGGCUUUCUUUUGAAGCAUGGCCAAUGAUUCAUUGAGUAAAAAAAAAAAACUAUAUAAAAAAAAAA
Messenger RNA from Larimichthys crocea (large yellow croaker), 3064 nucleotides. It is a transcript of the gene adcyap1b, whose product is annotated as adenylate cyclase activating polypeptide 1b. The transcript has 5 exons. Gene Ontology annotation, biological process: positive regulation of ERK1 and ERK2 cascade; regulation of protein localization; neuron projection development. Gene Ontology annotation, molecular function: pituitary adenylate cyclase activating polypeptide activity; neuropeptide hormone activity; peptide hormone receptor binding. The record is from RefSeq and is a predicted model, not a curated record. NCBI's taxonomy places the organism in Eukaryota, Metazoa, Chordata, Actinopteri, Sciaenidae. Gene Ontology annotation, cellular component: extracellular region; perikaryon; neuron projection. Bases 14 to 553 code for a protein of 179 amino acids.